AAAAAGCAAUAAGAUAUUAUCCGCAGAAAAUUUCUCGAAGCUACGUAUUGCUUUCGAGGAAUAUUUGGUUGUUUUGGGGUUUCGUAACCGACCGAUCCUUGGGUGAUGCAGAACAGCGAAACUUCAGAAAACGAGAAGCGUCAAUACUGGAGUGCAUUCAAAUUAUGAGUGAAAUCUAGCAGCGUUAGGUUGAAGAUAUCUACAGCUCCGCUCGUCGAUCAUUUCAAUUUUUCUGGUACUUGGCAGUGAUAUAUUGCUGUUCCGUUUUCAGGAAGAAGUACGAGAAAGUUUAUUUUUGAUGCGUUAAAUUCACCAACGAACGUGGCCGUAACUUGAAUGGGUUUUGAAACACAGUCAUGGUUGUAACGAGAUCAACUCGCAGGAUCUUCGGAAAAGUAAUAUUUUGGACUCUUUUCGUUUCAACGGGAGUAUUAAUUAUCUUUAACAUGGUAUUUUUUCUUCAAACUGCCUCUGAACUCGCUCUCUUAACGAGCUCUGAGCAAGAUAAAACGACAUUGACUUCGGCGUCUAACAAGGGACGAACACAAGGUGAUGAGCUUGAUUUAAAAGAAGGCAAUUUCUUGGAAUUAGCAGUGUUGUCCAGUAAGGAAAAUGUCACGUUGACGAUAAACGGACAGAGCAGGUGGGACACAUCCGAAAUGUUAAUAAGAGGAUUGAACGUAGUAGUCUUAAAUGAAGUAACAGGUGUUGUGAUGUCAUCACGAUGGUUUGAUACUUAUGAAUCUGACGCGGACAGCGGUUUUCUCAUCGAAUAUCUGAAAGGCCUUAGAGAUGGUAGAAUCGUCUGCUUUGCUAUAAAGGACGAAGCCAUUGCCCGAUUGUCCGAAGACGCUAUCAGUUUCUUGUCAAGUUAUGGCAGUUCCUUCAUAAAAAAGUUGAGGUUUCGCUCCACGUGGGCCUUUGUUGUGUCUGUGACGAAAAAUCAGCGCAUCGUGCACGCAGAGAGCUAUCAGAACCCUACUGAUUCUAACAAGUGGGCAAGUCCGAUAAAAAUACGAACCCUGAUAAAACUGAAAUCUGAACAUGUCGUCCAGUGUCAAUGGGAAGACACCAUAGCAAAUAGACGGAGGAUGGAAUUCUGUGGAAAGUUUGAAGGCUACGGAAACGUUUGCAGAUGUGAAAAUCCUGUUCCUCUGGAAAUCGACCCACCCGCGUUCCCAGAUGGGAGCCGCUUCAAGCUCCCUAUAGCGAUCAUGGCCAGCAAUAGGCCAAGCUACCUAUUGCGCAUGCUUUUAGGCAUGCAAAAGGUCCAUGGACUGGACACAAGUAUGAUGACAGUGUUCAUAGAUGGUUUUUGGCCGGAACCUGCUUCCAUUACCAGGCUCCUUGGUGUCAACCUUGAGCAACACGCUGGAGUCAGCCGGCGGAACGCCAGAAUUUGUCAGCAUUACAAGAAAUCCAUCGUUGACUCCUUCGACAAGCAUCCUGAUGCUAGCUUCUUAUUGAUACUGGAGGAAGAUCUCGACGUGUCUGUGGACAUUCUGAGCUACUUUAAACAGCUUCUCCCCGUCUAUGAGAACGAUGAAAGUGUUUAUUGUAUAUCAGCUUGGAACGAUCAGGGAUAUGAUCAUCUCUGUAAUGACCCCGCCAUGACGUACAGAGUGGACACUAUGCCGGGCCUGGGAUGGGUGUUGAGUCGUAAGCUUUUUAAAAACGAACUGGAGGAGAAAUGGCCAAGACCUGAGGACUUUGUGGACUGGGACAUAUGGAUGCGGGGUAACCACAACAGGAAAGGUCGAGAAUGUAUCAUCCCUGACAUUUCACGAACAUAUCAUUUCGGCGGCAAGGGGCUGAACGUGGGUGGUCAUAUGCAGGCUCGGUAUUUUGCAAAACACUCCCUGAAUACAAAACCAAAUGUAAAGCUGGAUGUUGAUAAAAUGUACAAAGAAAACUACGAGAAGGAGAUCAACCAACUUCUGAGCAAAGCUAAGGUUUUGGACCACACGGAGACGCCGUGCACAAGAUUCAGAAACUUUGUUCCUGACACUAAAGGCGAAUUGUACGUGUUUUACAUAAGAAUGGAGGAAACUUUCGAUCACAAGACCUGGAAAAACAUCGCUACUUGUCUGAAAAUGUGGGAUUUAGACGCGAGAGGAUAUCAUCAUGGCUUAUGGAGGUUUUGGGUCAAGAAAAACCACGUGAUAGUCGUGGGAUGCCCAGCAUCAAUUUACUGCUCGCACAAACCGAAGGAUUUAAAGCCUAUUUAUAUUCCUGAGAGAGUGGAGCCACCAGAAGAUGAAUAUGAUUCAUAGAGCGCUUUUCGAUUGAGUGUCGUGAAAACAGAGCCAAGUUAAUCACAACAGUUAAUCAAAAGGAAGAAAAGUACCUUUAAGAGCCAAUCAGAAGAAAGAUAAGUUCCUUUAGGAGCCAAUCAGAAGAAAGAUAAGAACCUUUAAGAGCCAAUGAGAAUGAGAAGUAAAACCUACCAAAUUUCCUUUGACGCAAGAAAACACAGUCGAUCGAGUUUUGCAUCUGAUUGGUUGAGAGAGUGGCAUGAGUUUUCUUGACCAAUCACGAGGCGAAAAGAAACAAGUCCCUGAUAACUUUCGACACUCGAUCAAAAAUUGCUCUUACUAAUAAGGAAAAAAAAUAUAAUGUAUCACUAAUUUUUAUCAAAUUAAAUCGAGAGAUUUUUACGUGCUAUAACUUCAUAUCUCUUUUUUAAAAUGUUCUUUGAAGGGAAAUUGUAUGGAAAAGCGAUUAGCCAAUCACAGGCUGCGAACUCAUUCGUUCCCAGACUUUUCUCUUCGCCCGUCUGUCUGAUCCUACUUGCAUACGAAAGGACAUGUUUUUUUGGAUCGUUAAAGCUAUCAAAAAAUUCAAAAGUUCAUACCCAAGAACGGAUUUAUUUUUAAGGCGUAGCCUGUAUCUAGGAGACAUCUUCAUAAAGAAUCUAUCCGAUGAGAAACUUGAACUUUCAGAAGCAGUUACCCGUUUUUUUGUCAAUUUCAUUCCCAAGGUCCUCUCUUUUCAUCUCUCGAAAAAGAUGUUUCUUGGAGAAGGAGAGAGGACCCUGGAAGUGAGGUUGCUUUUUGUCUCCGGGAUUUAAAGAAUAUCAAAAGCCCUCAGCGUGACAGUUACGCCGGGAAGACUGAAACAAUAGCGUGAUGGCUUCUGCGUCUAGGAUAUUUGCAAGUUAUAAACCAGAUAAAACAAAGAUAUAUUGACAACAAAAUGACGUCAUUUAAGAAUUAGCAUCAAAAGCCUUUUUGCGGAUGCUCGUGACUUCCCGUCAG
Molecule: messenger RNA, 3257 nt
Organism: Pocillopora verrucosa
Lineage: Eukaryota; Metazoa; Cnidaria; Anthozoa; Scleractinia; Pocilloporidae
Product: protein O-linked-mannose beta-1,2-N-acetylglucosaminyltransferase 1
Biological process (GO): protein O-linked glycosylation via N-acetylgalactosamine
Cellular component (GO): Golgi membrane
Molecular function (GO): beta-1,3-galactosyl-O-glycosyl-glycoprotein beta-1,3-N-acetylglucosaminyltransferase activity
Source: RefSeq, a predicted model, not a curated record